Molecule: messenger RNA, 794 nt
Organism: Paramecium pentaurelia
Lineage: Eukaryota; Ciliophora; Oligohymenophorea; Peniculida; Parameciidae
Source: the annotation of a GenBank genome assembly
UAAUGACAUCUAUAAAAGCAGUUCUGAUUAUAAGAGUAAGUGAUCAUCAAUUACUCUUCUCCAAGUCAUAUAAUAAAAAGAAUGUAAAUUAAAAUUUGAAAAUAUAUAGAUUGAUUAAGAUUAUCAAAUAAUUUUAGAACAUAUGUCAUAAAUAAAUCCAAGAGCAGAAGAAAGAGUUACUUUAAAAACUGCUAAUGGAGUUUGGCGUUAUAAACUUGAUGAGAACAAAAUUGCUUAUGCGUGUAUACAAAUUGUAUUUACAUUAGUACUUGCUACAGAGAGUUAUCCUGAUAGAUAAAUAAAUGCUAUGAUAAGAGUAAGAUAUAGUAGUAAUCAUUUUAAGGAAAUAGAAAAAGAAUUAAAAAAAAUGCCUGACUAUUUUGAUGCAUAACCUAAUGAUAUUGAAAAAUAUGCAAAAAUCUGGAUGAAAUAACUACAUGAAAAAUAUGAUAAUUUAGCUGGAGUAGACAAAGUAAUAAAUUUACUCUUACUUUCUUAGGUUUAUGCAGCAUAAUAAAAAGUUGAAGAGGUUCAAAUUGUUAUGGAAGAAAACAUACAUAAUAUGAUAAAUAAUGGUUAAUAGCUUGAUGUAUAUUUUGCAAAACUACUCAUAGAAUUUAGAUGAAAAGGCUGAAAAUCUCAAAAAUUAAUCCAAGCAGUUCCAAUAAUAGUCUCAUGAACUUGCUAAAAUUAUGUAUUGGAGGAAUAUGAAAUUAAAAAUUCUUAUUGGUCUUAUUGUGUUAGCCGUACUGCUUUAUAUUAUAGUUCCAUUAGCUAUAAAUGCAUCAAAUUGA